This is a messenger RNA of Sporothrix brasiliensis 5110, 420 nucleotides long. RefSeq lists its product as uncharacterized. The coding region runs from base 1 to 420 and encodes 139 amino acids. The record is from RefSeq and is a predicted model, not a curated record. NCBI's taxonomy places the organism in Eukaryota, Fungi, Ascomycota, Sordariomycetes, Ophiostomatales, Ophiostomataceae. The transcript has a single exon.
AUGGAGCAAUUUAUCAGCAGGGACAAAAUCAUAAAAGAACUGGAUGGCGACGAGGACUGGGAAUACACAUACCUUGAGCCGGAACCUGGAGAGAACGAUAAGAUGAAUGACACCGCCAAUCGGGAUAAGCUGAUUGUCGAGCGCGAGCGUCUCUCCCGAAAAUUCGAAGAGGCCACUGCCCAGUGGAUUUUGAGCAAUGAUAGGGAGCCCGCUAAGGCCGCCCGCGAUACGAGGGAAGAUAUCGCCGAGCAGCUGCGCAAGCACUACUGGAAACUGGACCCUUACGUUCGUGCUCGCUCGCUAUAUGAUCGCACUGGCAUACUUCGUGCAGAUGGAACUGUCGACUUCUACCCGAAGCCCAAGAAGGACGAGACGGCGCAGACCAACGGUAACACAAACGCACAGGACAACGUGGAGUAG